Molecule: messenger RNA, 880 nt
Organism: Rhagoletis pomonella (apple maggot)
Lineage: Eukaryota; Metazoa; Arthropoda; Insecta; Diptera; Tephritidae
Gene: Sar1
Product: GTP-binding protein SAR1
Exons: 6
Coding region: 183-764 (193 amino acids)
Biological process (GO): vesicle organization; endoplasmic reticulum to Golgi vesicle-mediated transport; membrane organization
Cellular component (GO): endoplasmic reticulum exit site; COPII vesicle coat
Molecular function (GO): GTPase activity; GTP binding
Source: RefSeq, a predicted model, not a curated record
CUUUCUUUUAUACUUCAAAUGAAAACGUAGGAACACGGAAAGGCGAAGAUAAAUUAAAAGUUUUCAAUUAUUGCGUGGAGAUUUUUAAUUUUAUUGUAGAUAAUUUAUAAGCAUAAGACGAGUUAUUUAUACCUACUUGUAAGACCUUUUCCUCUGUUUCUGCAAAGCAACGUCAUAACAAAAUGUUUAUUUGGGAUUGGUUCACUGGUGUUUUAGGAUAUUUAGGUCUGUGGAAAAAGUCUGGCAAGCUAUUAUUCCUUGGUUUGGACAAUGCCGGUAAAACAACAUUAUUGCAUAUGCUCAAAGAUGAUAAACUUGCACAGCACGUACCAACUCUGCAUCCAACGUCAGAAGAAUUAUCAAUUGGUAACAUGCGCUUCACCACAUUUGAUCUUGGAGGUCACACUCAAGCUCGGCGCGUAUGGAAAGAUUAUUUUCCAGCUGUGGACGCUAUUGUGUUUUUGAUAGACGCUUGGGACCGUGGUCGCUUCCAAGAGAGUAAAAUCGAGUUGGAUUCACUGUUAACAGAUGAAGCGCUGUCAAACUGUCCUGUGCUAAUUUUGGGUAACAAAAUCGAUAAGCCAGGAGCGGCAAGCGAAGACGAGCUUAGAAAUGUUUUCGGCCUCUACCAAUUGACAACCGGAAAGGGCAAAGUGUCCCGUUCUGAGUUGCCGGGCCGUCCCCUGGAGUUGUUCAUGUCUUCGGUCCUGAAGCGACAAGGAUAUGGAGAAGGCUUCCGUUGGUUAGCGCAGUAUAUUGAUUAAGCCCACUACCUACCCCGUAUCAAGUUAAAGUUGAAUACGUGUUUUGACAUCCUUACAAAACAAUAGUCAACAAAUCAGUCAAUAAAAGCGUAAAUUCAAGUCUAAACGAUGAUUAA